This is a messenger RNA of Penicillium odoratum, 1632 nucleotides long. RefSeq lists its product as uncharacterized. Lineage: Eukaryota; Fungi; Ascomycota; Eurotiomycetes; Eurotiales; Aspergillaceae. The transcript is spliced from 5 exons. Gene Ontology annotation, molecular function: manganese ion transmembrane transporter activity; cadmium ion transmembrane transporter activity. Bases 1 to 1632 code for a protein of 543 amino acids. Gene Ontology annotation, biological process: iron ion transport; intracellular manganese ion homeostasis. The record is from RefSeq and is a predicted model, not a curated record. Gene Ontology annotation, cellular component: membrane.
AUGCCCUCGGUCAAAGCCUCGAAGCGCCCUCAAUUAAAAGUCACAAUCCAGCACCUAGGUUGGAACCAGGAUCUGCCACACUUGAAUUCGGACACCAUCUCACCAAACCAGUUCAAUGGGCAUGGGAAUUCCAGCGCCCACCACAAGCAUGCGUCCAACACCAGAUGUGCAGCUGGCGAUGGUACUUUGUCCAUAAAUCCACAGCAGCACAGCCAGAAAGAGCAAGACCCGGGAAACGAGAAGAACGUCGACGGCGAACCGGUCGCUGCUAGAGUCUCAGGGCGGGAGCCACCCCCAAGGGCCAGACAAUUACCUCGACUUUUUCUCCAAAACAUCCUAACAUCUUCAUAUGUUCAUUUGACUGGCAGCAUGGCCAAAUUUGCUCGCUUCGUGGGGCCUGGAUUUCUCAUCGCGGUCGCCUACAUCGAUCCGGGAAACUACUCCACAGACGUCUCUGCCGGAGCGGAUUUCAAGUACAGCUUGCUGUUCGUUGUUCUCAUAUCCAACCUCUUCGCUAUACUCCUGCAAUCCUUGUGCAUCAAACUAGAGGUGAUCGGAUCGGCGAUCGCCCUGAAUCUGCUUCUAAAUAUCCCUUUGGUGGCCGGAUGCGCCAUCACUUUGGUGGAUGUCCUCUUUCUGCUUCUCUUCUAUCGGCCCAACGGGUCGAUGCGGGGGUUGCGCUGGUUUGAGUUCUUUGUUAUGGCCCUCGUUCUGGGAGUCGUCAUAUGUUUCUGCAUCCAACUCUCCCUUAUCAAGAACCAGGCAGUCGGGGAAGUCUUCCGAGGCUACCUGCUAUCAACUGCUAUUAUCCAAUCAGAAGGUCUCUACCAGAGCUGUGGCAUUCUCGGCGCUACCGUUAUGCCGCAUUCCCUAUUCCUCGGAAGUGGGGUGGUCCAGUCUCGUCUGAAGGAAUUUGAUGUCACAGCAGGCUACGUGGAUGCCUCUAUUCAACUUGGAAGCAACGGCGGCGCGGUGGAGUACCGACUUUCUAUCCAUGCCAUCCGCGGUUGCAUGAAGUAUUCUGUCAUCGAGUUGGUCCUAGCAUUAUUUACCUUCGCGCUGUUUGUUCACAGCGCCAUAAUCAUUAUCGCAGGUGCUGCUCUGUACGACAUGCCUGGCAAAAAUGAAGCAGACCUUUUCGGAGUCCAAAGGCUACUCUCCCAGUCGGUCGCGCCCGCCGCUGGUCUGGUUCUUGCCCUGGCCUUGCUACUAUCGGGAAUAUCUGCGGUCAUUGUCUGCACUAUGGCGGGUCAGAUGGUGAAUGAGGGAAUGUUGAAAUGGAGUAUGCAGCCCUGGCUCCGAAGACUCAUUACUCGGUCUAUCAGCAUUGCUCCCAGUAUUAUUAUUGCCGCUGUCGUCGGGAAGGACGGAAUGGACCAGACCCUCAACGCCAGUCAGGUCGUCCUGAGUGCUAUCCUACCGUUCGUUUCCGCACCCCUGAUUUACUUCACAUGCUUCAACCGUUACAUGAAUGUCCCGGUGGAGGUCGGUAAUCGUGAGGGUGACGUCCAGGCGGAACGAGUCCCAAUGCGAAACAGCUUGGUGCUCUCAAUUACUGCUGUGCUCGUCUGGCUGCUCAUCGUUGUAAUGAAUGUGGUAUUGCUGGUUAUGGUUGGAAUGGGUAAAACUUAA